GUGUGUAUGUAUGUAUGUAUGAAUGUAUGUACCUAUUUAUGGUGCCUGUUUCCGACAAACAGUUCGAGACACUGAGCCCUGGCAGUGGUGAGGGACGGUCCUGGCGUACAGGGAGGGGCUGCCUCCACCAUCUCUAAGUGGUGUGACCGCCGCUUUUUCCUUCCGUGUACAUAAUUUGAAUAUAAACAUUCACAAUGUUCAGCAAAUUCUUCAAACAGGACAUCCGACGUGUCGUUCACGGCACUUGCCUCGUGGCGGGCGGCACCGGCGCCGGGGCGAGCCCCGCCAAGGUGACGCUCAGCCUCCAGCUUCGGGGAGGGUGCUGGCGAACCAGCUCGCGGAAGGUGGCCGUCUUCACCUUCCAGGAGGCGUCCGGCCACGCCUCUUCUCAUGCCCUGCUGGACCUGGAGUACCUCUUCAGGUGCAGCAGCAAGCCAGGUGCCAGCGACAUGCAGGUCAAAAUCUGCGUGGCGCUGCGCUGCGGCGGGAAACGCGUGGCCCGCGCUGACCUGGAAGAAUUUCUCGGCCAGCUGACGCGGGGUGGCCGCCUGGACUCUUUCUUCCUGUACAUACACGAGGAAAAAGUCGCCCUCCUGCAGGCCAAUCAGCCAGUCCCGUACCCAGCUACGGAAUGGCUUUUUGAGGGAGCGCCACGAGGCACACACACGCAGGUUAAGGCUGAGGCUCAGGAAGAAAACGAUGAUAUAGACGAAUUGGAGGACAAACACGAAGAAUGGAAGGCUGACCUCAAAUUGGUAUUCUUCCCUGAAGAUGAAGAUGAUAUGGACGAAUUGGAGGACAAACACGAAGAAUGGAAGGGUGACCUCAAAGAGGUAUUCUCCCCUGAAGAUGAAGAUGAAAUUGACGAAUUGGAGGACAAACACGAAGACUGGAAGGCUUGCCUCGAAGAGGUAUUCACCGCUGAAGAUGAAGAUGAAAUUGAGGAAAUGAAAGACUGCAGUGACGACAACUACCAGGAAUGGAAGGCUUAUCUGGAAACGGUGUUCUCCGUUGAAGAUGAUGAUGAUGAAGUUGCAGACGAGGCGACCUCCGAGUUGCAGGAAGCCUCAGGUGAAGGAAAUGAUGCGUCAGACGAGGCGACCUCCGAGUUGCAGGAAGCCUCAGGUGAAGGAAAUGAUGCGUCAGACGAGGUGACCUCCGAGUUGCAGGAAGCCUCAGGUGAAGUGAUUGAUGCGUCAGACGAGGUGACCUCCGAGUUGCAGGAAGCCUCAGGUGAAGGAAAUGAUGUGUCAGACGAGGUGACCUCCGAGUUGCAGGAAGCCUCAGGUGAAGGAAAUGAUGCGUCAGACGAGGUGACCUCCGAGUUGCAGGAAGCCUCAGGUGAAGGAAAUGAUGCGUCAGACGAGGUGACCUCCGAGUUGCAGGAAGCCUCAGGUGAAGUGAUUGAUGCGUCAGACGAGGUGACCUCCGAGUUGCAGGAAGCCUCAGGUGAAGGAAAUGAAGCAGCAGACGCGGCGACGUCCGAGGUGGAGGAAGCCUCUCAAAACGGUACAAUGGCCGCAGACCAGGAUGUCCCCCGUCAAGGCGAGGCCUCUGCACCAGUGACCGUCUCUGCCACGCCCUCCACUGCUUCGUACGCUUACCGCAGCCUGAUUGUGCCUCAAAGAUUCAUCAGCCGCCUUGCAGGCCCCGAGGACCGCCACCUCGAGGAUCUGCGGCGGAGCUAUGGGGUCCAAAUCGUGCGGAAUAAGCGAACCCUGCAUGUGAAGGGUCACAGAGACGCAGUGCUGCAGUGCCACCACUCCAUGCGCGCCAAGAUCGCUGAGUGGCGGAGGGGCGAGGCCGCUGAGGCUCACUAAGCGACCUACCGACACCUGUGACGGUCCCGUAACACUGCCCAUGACCUGACCCCUGACGGAGACAGUGACGCUGCCGACGAGGCGACCCCCGAGUUGCGGGAAGCCUCUGGCGGCACCAUCACUACCGAGUAUCUUUUCUUAUAGUUUCUUAUUGUCCAGACAUUAUGAUAUUGUUGUACUUGUCAUCCGAGAGAGAGAGAGAGAGAGAGGGCUACUGCCGGCGUGCGUGGCGGCGCUGGAGGAGAAUCCGCCUUGUAAUUUUAUCUUCAAUAUCGGCGAGUCGGGAAAAAGGGAGAGAAAACAGCUGACACCCGGAGGCCCUCUGCAAAACAUC
Messenger RNA from Eriocheir sinensis (Chinese mitten crab), 2154 nucleotides. RefSeq names its product coiled-coil domain-containing protein 1-like. Lineage: Eukaryota; Metazoa; Arthropoda; Malacostraca; Decapoda; Varunidae. Gene Ontology annotation, molecular function: RNA binding. The transcript has 3 exons. Bases 195 to 1820 code for a protein of 541 amino acids. The record is from RefSeq and is a predicted model, not a curated record.